CCACGUGACCCCGGCGCCGGGAUGCUCUUGGGGCCGCCUCGGCCGGUGACGGAGCCGGGCCCUGGGACUAGCAUCAGGACGCAUCGCGCGCGGGGCCCGCAGCUUUGUGCCCGGGCCCCAUAAUGCCCCAGAGCGAUGAAAGGCCAGCGAAGAACUCUGCUCGGCAAACGGGGCCGCCUGCCAGCCUUCUCGGAGAAGUGGGCGUCCGGCUUCGAGGGCCUUAACCGGUCCUGCCUGCUCCAUGCCAAGCAGGAGAGCCGCAGCACCUGGCACAGGCUCUACCGCUCCCUGCAGCGCCGCCGGCAGGCGCUCUGGCUCCAGAGGAAGCGGGCCCACCACUCGCUGCUGGCCGCCAGGACCCGCGCCGCCCUGGCCGCUCCGCCGGGCCCUGUCAGCCCCCACGCCCGGGGGCCCCCCGCGGGGAGCCUGCCCGCCCCCGUCGGGAGCCCCGCCCAGGAAUGCCGGCCGGAGGAGGAGCUGCGGAAGGCGGCCGCCGGCCUGCCAGUGGGCAGCGUGCUGGGGGCGGCCAAUGGCUGCAAGCAGAGGACGGACCCCCAGGAUCCCGGCGGGCUCAGGGCGGCCGGCGGGGAGGGCCGGGCGGAGACCGGCCCCUCCUUAGUCACCCUGAGGAGCCGGAAGGGAAAUGGUUGUUGCUGCCGCUGCCUCCCGGGCCUGGACUCGCACAGGAUGGAGCCAGAGCGGCCGUCCCUGAUCGCGGGGAGGCCCCAGGCCGGCCCGCGCAGGCCCCGGAGGGUGUCCCUGCUCCGGCUCUAUAAGAAACUCUCCAUGAUCAGGUUCCGCUACCGGAUCCUGAGGUCGCCCCGGUUCAGGACGAGGAGCAGAACGUGCAAGCUCCGCCAGGGCCGGCACCGCAGCUGGGUGCAGAAGGUCGCCAGGGACCGUCGGCAGCAGCCCCCGGAGGGCCGCGCGGGGGGCGCCCGGAGCUCCCUCCCUCCCUCGGGACCCGGCAGCCCCUCUCUGCUCCCUCCGGCCCCCUUCCCAGAGAUGGACUGCGGCGGCCCCGCCGGAGAGGGCCCGGAGCCCUGCGGGAGCCAGCCGGACGGCAGCCCGGCCCAGGCGUGGGACCCGGCGCCCGGCGCCGCGCUGACCGGGGAGGGCCUCUUGCUGGAGCAGCUCCCCGAGGACCUUCUCGGCUCAGAAACCGAACCGGAAACCGUCACCGUGGGCCUGGAGGAUCAGGCGAGGGACGGCGGGGGGGACGAGGCGAAGCCGCCCCUGCCCGACCAGCCGGAGGAGGCCGAGGCCCCGGCGGAGGAGCCUGCGUCCCCGAGGGCGGGGCAGGACCUGGAGGGCCCGGACCCCAUGGAGCCGGAGGCUCCCCGCCCCCGCAGCAUCUUCAGUGCCAAGUUACUGGACCACCCGUACUGUAAGAACCCCCUGGAGGCUCCCUCACAGCCCACGGGCCUCAAGGGGGGGCGGCAGGUGGGAGGUGGAAAGAGCGCUCAGAAGGCGUCUCCCGUGAAGGACGAAGAGCUGUCCUCCUGCCUCUGUGGGUUCCUGGAUGAGAUGAUGAAGAAAUACGGCAGCCUGGUCCCCCUUUGUGAGAAAGACGUUCUCGGGAGGCUGAAAGAGGUCUUCAACGAAGACUUUUCCAAUAGAAAGCCCUUCAUCAACCGGGAGAUCACAAACUACCGGGCCCGGCACCCCAAGUCCGCCACCUGCAACUUCCGGGUGUUCUACAACAGGCACAUGCUGGACAUGGACGACCUGGCCACGCUGGACGGGCAGAACUGGCUCAACGACCAGGUCAUCAACAUGUAUGGUGAGCUGAUAAUGGACGCUGUUCCAGACAAGGUUCACUUCUUCAACAGCUUUUUCCACAGACAGCUGGUAACCAAAGGAUACAACGGCGUCAAGAGGUGGACCAAGAAGGUGGACCUGUUCAAGAAGAGCCUCCUCCUGAUCCCCAUCCACCUGGAGGUGCACUGGUCCCUCAUCACCGUGACGCUCUCCAACCGAAUCAUCUCCUUCUACGACUCCCAGGGCAUCCACUUUAAGUUCUGCGUGGAGAACAUACGGAAGUAUUUGCUGACGGAAGCGAGAGAAAAGAAUCGGCCCGAGUUUCUGCAGGGCUGGCAGACGGCUGUGACCAAGUGCAUUCCACAACAGAAAAACGACAGCGACUGUGGAGUCUUUGUGCUCCAGUACUGCAAGUGCCUGGCCUUCGAGCGACCCUUCCAGUUCUCCCAAGAAGACAUGCCGCGCGUCCGGAGAAGGAUUUACAAGGAGCUCUGCGAGCGCCGGCUCUUGGACUGAGGCGGAGCCCGGAGCCCCGACGCCCCUCGGCGUACCUCACCCCAGCCCUUGUCCCUGGCUUGUCUCCUCCACCGCCCCGUAACGUCCCCUCACGCCCUGCUCUGUCCCUCACUGUUGGAUUUCCUUCUCGUAUUUAAUAUUUAUUAUGAGCGCAUGCCCGUCGACCAAGCAUGCGGUGCCGAGUAUCAGAACAAAGCCACGGCGGGCUCCCCGCUCAGCCGCGCCCGGCCCACGAGCCACGUGCUAACGGGCAGGCCCGGAACCUACAGAUGCGGGGUCUGUGUUCGGAUCCCGACCGUCCGCCCGCUGAGGAGUCCUAGAGUCCUCCCCCUCCGGCCUUGCCCUGCCUUGGGGAGCAGCUCUCUCGGGGCUCCCUCGGUGUUGCCGAGGGUCAGACUGAGCCGCGUGUGGGGAGCUUCUGUCCUCGGAGGGUUUGUCACCGCACGUGCCCUUGUCCCUUUGGGAUAAAAACGAGACCUCGGAGCCCCGGAGGACGGGCCGGGACGGUGAGUGCGGCUGAUGCUGGAGGGCCCUGCCCGGGGGCAUCGAGAGACUUCCGUCCAGAGGAAGCGGCGGCAGACGUCUCCGUCCCUUUUUGCUUCCCGUUUUUACAUUGAAAAGCAGGAGCGCCCUGCCCGAGUCGCCCCUCGCCUUAUGUCACCUGCCCGCCGUGCCCGUGGGGAGAGGAAGGCGGCGAAUGAGCAUCACUGUCUUGGCGCUUUGGGAGCCUCGUUCUGAGCCCCCGACAGGGAGGUUCUCCUGGGAAGCACCGGUCAUUGAACUGCGGGACUCUGGCCUGAGCCGGCCUGAAGAGCGCUCGGUCCGGGUUUUCCUUCUGGACUGUCGGCCCCGGGCAGACGUGCCGCGGGCCCAGGAGGGCCGGGAGCUCCACUUCUGGCCUUUCUCAUUCACUCCCUCCCUGCCCUGUUUGUUAGGUAACCCUUCCCCUCCCCCCCGCUUCCCUGGCCUGACCCCCCACCUCAGCAAAGAGAAGUGACCCCAUCUUUGGACACAGAAAAAGCAGAUCUCGCAUCUGGAAUCUGGCUCUCCUCCUAACACGAGCCUUUACAUGAAAAGUGAAAACAACUGGAUGCGCGUGAAAGGGGCUGGACCGUCCGUCUGUCCGUCUGUCCGUCUGUCUUGGAAGAUUAAGAAACACCCAGAGUGGCCAGAGGUGCCCAGAAGCGCGCAGAGUGAACGGCAGGUGCUGCUUGACUUAGGCCCGGGCGCGUGCAGGAGCACGAGAACGCGGUGUCACGUUCCCACAGGGCGCAGCUGAAGGGGGUCAGCGGGCCAGAAGGGCCCGAGCCUCCCCGUCUCCCCACGCCGUCCUCGGGGUCUCACCCCAGCAGAGUAGGGGGCGUAGGCCAGGGCUGCGAAGGGGGCGGCCUCAGCCCCGGGAGGAGAAGGAGACCUCACCCAUCAGUGUCACAACCUGUGUUGAGCUCAUCCUAGUUUGCCUCCCCCCCCUCCCAUGUGUUUGCCCCUGUGUAUUUAUAGCUUUUCAGGACUCCCAGAAAUCCCAGGUGCAGAGGUUUGCUCUCGCACCCAAGCCUCUGUGUUGGAAAACCAAAGCGUGACCGCUGGACAGUCCGAAGGCCUUUGCUACCCCAAAUGCAGAGCCCUCCAGAAGCCUCCCAGCUCCGGGCCCCAGGCCAGCUCGGCCCCCACACGCCGCUCCCCCGGCACGGGAAGUCAGAGCGGAGGACGCCCCGGCAGCGGGGUCCCCAGGACCGAGUCCUUCCCCUUCCCGCCCACUUGCCCGUGGGCCACCAAAGAGCUCGGACGGCAGUGCUGAGACCAGGAGGCUCGAGCCGGGGCUGCGGAGGACUCGGCUCCCCUCGGGGUUCGGCACGCGCCGCCAUCGCGCAGACCCUCCGAGCCCCUCCCUGCCGGCUUCCGCGUAGGUCAGAGGCCGGGAGCAGAGCCGCGCCCUCCGUCCUCCUGACGGCGGGCCUUGUUCCCUCCCAGCAAGGACGGUCUGAGCCGGGGCUGUCGGAUCACUGUGAGCCCGGCCCCGACACGCCCUCCGGGCGCCCAUGGCCGGGUCGGUCUAAGCGCGGGCGCCGUGUCGCGGCAAGCUCGGCGCUCCGUGCGGACUGAACAAGCAGAUGUGCCCUUAACAGCCAGGGGACUGUCCACGUGUCUCUGGCUGCACUGAUUUUUUUUCCCAGAGUUUGCCUUCUGAUUAAUCUACAGUAAAGAACAUGGAACUCGGCCCAUCCCAGUUCAGUGAACUCUCGUUCAGCCCUUUGGAGAGGUUCCACCGGUGAAGACAUUUCCUGUGGACUUUGUCAUGCGGGUCUUCUCCCUGCUUUAAAUAGGGGGGUCUUCGGGGGUCCUCGGGUCCCCCCAGCAAGCAAAGUGAUAGAAAACCAUCGGUGGAGAUCUGGGCCGGGGAGGUGGGGGGCAGGCGGUUCGCUCUCCAUUACUAGAGACAGACGGCCAAGAGCUCGGCUUCCCUUCCAGGAGGGCCGGGGCUUCGGGCCUUCCCUGGAUGGGAGGAGAUGGCCCUGAACCUGCUCCGUGGCUCGUCCUGGGGAGGGAACAGAAAGACGGCUUCCCGCUGUUCCUGGGGAGAAGGGUGACCUGGAACUGACGGCUGACCGAUACGAGGCAGGAAGCUGCUUGGCCAGGGGAGACUGAAAAGUGGAGACGUCCACUGCCGGCACUUGGUCUUGAGAGGAAGGGGGUUUCACCCGGUGCGUCAGACCAAGCUAAACCUACUGUAGAUAAAGGCUGUGAUGAUGUACAAUUCCAAUAUCAAACGUAGUGAACAGUGAAAUGUUGCGGGGGGAGGGGGGGACUUAGUAAAAUAUUUUUUUGAGAAAUAAACUAAUGACUUUAUAAA
This is a messenger RNA of Antechinus flavipes (yellow-footed antechinus), 5128 nucleotides long. RefSeq names its product SUMO specific peptidase 5 (gene SENP5). Gene Ontology annotation, cellular component: nucleus. Gene Ontology annotation, molecular function: deSUMOylase activity. The transcript is spliced from 10 exons. The record is from RefSeq and is a predicted model, not a curated record. NCBI's taxonomy places the organism in Eukaryota, Metazoa, Chordata, Mammalia, Dasyuromorphia, Dasyuridae. The coding region runs from base 136 to 2277 and encodes 713 amino acids. Gene Ontology annotation, biological process: protein desumoylation.